Messenger RNA from Gadus chalcogrammus (walleye pollock), 4587 nucleotides. It is a transcript of the gene fyco1b, whose product is annotated as FYVE and coiled-coil domain autophagy adaptor 1b. Lineage: Eukaryota; Metazoa; Chordata; Actinopteri; Gadiformes; Gadidae. Gene Ontology annotation, biological process: positive regulation of autophagosome maturation; plus-end-directed vesicle transport along microtubule. Gene Ontology annotation, molecular function: metal ion binding. The coding region runs from base 124 to 4488 and encodes 1454 amino acids. The record is from RefSeq and is a predicted model, not a curated record. Gene Ontology annotation, cellular component: autophagosome; lysosome; late endosome. The transcript has 18 exons.
CACCCAACAGCACGUUUUCUGCUGUAAUAAUAACUGGAUUGUCUGGGACCUUUUUGCCGAUCAAGAGAAGGGAUUCGUAUAAUCCAAGUGCCCCCCCCCCCCCCCCCUUACCCCUUUUUCAUAAUGGCCUCGACGUCUGUUGGUGAGAAUCAGCUGCAGAGGAUAAUCAGAGACCUGCGUGAUGCUGUGUUGGAGUUGAUAAAGGAGCACAAUGAGUGUGGUGAGCCCAUAACAGACGACAGCUCCAAUUUACACAAGUUCUCCUACAAACUAGAAUAUCUGCUCCAGUUUGACCAGAAAGAAAAGACAACCUUCCUCGGCCAGAGGAAAGAUUACUGGGAUUACUUCUCUGACUGCCUCUCCAAGAUCAAGGGAGUGAAUGAUGGCAUUCGCUUUGUUAAGUCCAUCCCUGAGCUGAAGACCUCACUGGGGAAGGGAAGGGCCUUCAUCCGCUACUCUCUGGUUCACCAACGUCUCGCUGACACACUGCAGCAAUGUCUCAUCAACCAUAAGGUCACAAGUGAGUGGUAUUACGCCCGUAGCCCCUUCCUCAAGUCCCACCUUACUGCAGACAUCAUCAACCACCUCUACGAGCUCAACCAGGUCCUCUUUGAUGUGGCAUCCAGGGGCCACGAUCUGGAUGCUGAUUGGCCAACUUUCGCCAGGAGAACAUUAGGAGUUAAUUCACCAGCAUAUCUGUGGAAACCCCCCAGUCGAUGCUCCAGCAUCAACAGCCUGGCCAGCAACUAUUCACACUCGCAGGUGGUGGAGUUCCCCCCCAACCUGGAGAUGGGCCACAGCCUACUGGGUGACCUGGGUGAGCUGGGAGAGCCCUCCUCCUCUGCGGCGGACGCGCUGCGGCUGGAGCUCAACCGCUCGGAGCUCCGGCAGCAGGCCCUGCUCGCGCAGGCCCAGGCGUCCGACCGAGAGGCCGUCGAGCUGCGGGCGCUGGUGGCGAACCUCCGCGGCCAGCUGGCGGAGCGCCGGAGGGGUUCCGAGCAAGCCCCGUCCUCCGAGCCCAACGCGACCCCGGAGGAGUCCACUCAGGAGAACGCGAGCUACCUCCGGCUCACCAGCAACGCCGGCGACGGCGCGCUUCAAGAGCGACUGAGCACGGCGGAGAACAAGAACGUGGAGCUCUUGGGCAAGCUGGGCGGGGCGCUCAGCGAGAAGGGACAGCAGACCGCCAGCUACUGCGACUCGGCCUUGAAGAUCCAGGAGCUCAUAGACCAGCUGAAGGCGGCCGAAGAGGAGAGGCUGGCGGCUCGGAGGGAGGCCGACGACUGGGCCAAGCGGGCCCAGCAGGUGAUCCACAAGCUGAAGCUCAGGGAGGAAGAGACGCGGAGGUCGAGCGAGGAGAAGCUGGCCAAGGUGAAGGCCGCGGCCCGCGGGGAGCAGGAGCAGGUGCUCAAGCGGCUGGAGGACCUCCAGGGGGUCGUGGGUCGGAUCGAGGGGGCGCUGACGCUGAAGGAGAAGGAGGCGGGGAACCUGCGGUCCCAGCUGCAAGACCUGCAGGCCUCGCUGGAGCACCGGGAGCGGCAGGCGGAGGAGCUGAAGAAGAGGCUGCGGGAGGAGCGACGAGACGUGACGUGGAGGAGCAGCAACAGCCAGAAUGAGUUCCUGGACAGCCAGCUGCUGGACUUGAGAGAGAAGCUGAAAGACCGAGAACAGGAGUUGGCCCAUAGCUCGGAGCGAGUGAAGUACCUGGAAGCCGUGGUGGAGAAGCUGGACGUGGCGAAAAAACACUUGAACGCUGGGAACGACGUUUUUCCCAUCGAUCAGUCCAAGAUUCUGGAGGACUACAAAUCCCAGUGCGCCAGUCUCAUGGAGAUAAACGCGAAGCUGCUGCAAACUGUGAAACGGAGUGAGGCGAGCAACCGAGAACUGUCUGAGAGCAGGGCGGCCAUGCGGGAUCAACUGGCGUCUUUAACGGCCUCCCAGAACCCUCUGAAGGUGCAGGAGGAGGCCGCCAUGCUGAGCAUCGAGGAGAGGGAAACCAAACUCUUAGAGGCCAAUCAGCGUUUGGAGGAAGUGGUCCACAAGGCUCUCCUCCAGAGCGAAGCGUCUGACGCCACCUUGAAGAGGCUGGAGCGCGAUAACAAGGAGAUUAUGGAGACUCAAUUGUCCUUGAAGAAGCAGUUGGCCUCCACUCAAGGGUACCUCGACGCGAUCGCCACAAAGGAGACCCAGCUCGGAGGUCAGCCGCUCCCGUGCGAUUUCCCGCCGUCCAGGGCCGAGGUGACGCGGAGCGACGGCAGGAAGACGGACGGCGAGAAGAGCACCGCGGAGAAACCGGAGAAGGCGCAGAAGCUCCACAACGCGCACCACCACGCCUCCCACCCGGACGCCGGCAGGAGACACCUGCUGGCGGAGGCCCAGCUGGAGCUGAACCUCAGGGAGGUGACCACGCUCCAGGACGAGGUGGUGGAGCUGCGGGCCCAGCUGCUGGCCGGCGCCGCCGAGCGGAUGAAGGUGCAGGCGCUCCAGGAGGUGACGGAGGCCUCCCGGGAGGACCUCCGCAUGCUGGUGGAGCAGCUCAAGGCCCAGGUGGAGGAGCUGAACCGCCGGCACGUGGACGAGAUCCUCCACUCCCGGGAGCGCGAGGACACCCUGGGCCGCCAGCGCGACGGCGAGGCCCGGGUGAGGGACGACCUGGCGGCGGAGGCGGCGGCCUCCCGCGAGGAGCUCCGCGGCCUCAAGCUGCGCUACGAGGCGGCGUGCGUGGAGAGCGCCGAGGCGGCCGAGGCCCUGCACCGGGCCAACACGGAGACGGCGGAGCUGGGCGUGCACGUGUGCACGCUCAGCGCCGAGAAGGAGGAGGCCCGCCUGCGCUGGGAGGCGCUGUCGGCCAAGCUGCGGGACCUGGAGGAGGAGGCGUCGCGGGAGGCGCAGAGGCUCAGCGCCCGGAUGGAGCAGCUGAGCCGGGAGAACCGGCGGCUCUCCGAGCGGCUCGGCGAGGAGCAGGGAACGGGGGGGCGGAGCGGGCCCCCGGAGGAGGAGGAGGAGGCCCCGCAGGAGACGGAGACCCAGCGGGAGAGCUGCCAGACCGUGAGCCAAGCCAACCUGCCGCAGGGUGUGAAUGAGGAGCUUCAGGAGUUGAGGUCACAGCUGGGGGUCGAGCGCGAGAAGGGGGUGCUUCUGGAGAGCGAGGUCAAACAGCUGGAGGCGGAGAAUCGGCGGUACGGCGAGCAGAUUGAAGGGAAAAGCGCGCAGAUGUCUCAAUCUCAGCUCCUCGUUCAGCAGAGGGAUGAGGAGCUGAACCAAAUGAAGGGGAAAUUAUUGAGGACGGCAGAGGGCUUGGCAAUGGCGGAGAAGUCCUGCGAGGAGAUGAGCGACAGACUCAGAAGAGCCAAUCAGGAACAACAGAGCAGAGACGUGAAGACGGCCGCCGAGCUGGACGACCUAUACCGCACCAAGAUCAACCUGGAGGAGCGACUGAUAGAGCUGAUCAGGGACAAAGAUGAACUGUGGCAGAAGUCGGACGCCCUGGAGUUUGAGCAGAAGCUGCGGGAGGAGGAGACGGAGCGCGACGUCAACCACUGCCUGGACUGCCACAGCCAGUUCAGCUGGUGGCUCCGCAAGUACACCUGCAGGCUGUGUGGGCGUCCCUUCUGCUACUACUGCUGCAGCAACACCGUGAGCACCCUGCAGGCCGGCGGCGGCGGCGGCGGCGGCGCAGCAGGCAACAGGGAGCGCUGCUGCCGGCACUGCUACGACCAGCACAGCGCGGUGGUGGAGCGCCACCCGCAGGAGCAGGACGCCAACGCACCCGACGCCCCCUUCGGCGCCCUGCCGCAGCCGGGCGAUCGGGCGGCAGCAGGAGGGGACGACGGCGUCUUUGACAUCAUCACAGAGGAGGAAGUGAGCGGCGUGUACGACAGCGACUCACUCUCCUUCUCCACCGCCUGCUCUCCCGGACACGGCCAGGAGGGGGCAGCACAGCUGAGCGGUGCCGGUGCUGAAGACCCCCCCCCCGCUGCCGCCGUGGUGGUGGAGCCCCUGACGGAGGAGCCCGAGGAGGCCAUGGCCCCUGCGGUGCAAGACGCCGAAAUCUGUCUGCUCAAGGCCGGGGAACUCACGCUCUCGGCCCCCUACACCCUGGAGGACAUCGAGGGCUUCGGGGACGCGUCCCGGGAGCUGUUCGUCCGCUCCAGCUGCUACAGCGUGGUCCCCAUCACGGUGGGCCCCGUGGGGCCCCAGGACGGGCCCACCGUCACCUGGGUGUUCACCUCCGAGCCCAAGAGCAUCUCCUUCAGCGUGGUGUACCGCGAGGACCCCCUCACGCCCCCGGAGGAAGCCAAGGUCCUGAUCCCCCUGACCCGCUGCAACUCCCACAAGGAGACCAUCCAGGGGGAGCUGAAGGUCCGCCUCCCCGGGGAGUACACCCUGGUGUUCGACAACUCCUUCUCCAGGUUCAUAUCCAAGAAAGUGCUGUAUCGCCUGAGUGUGGCCAAGCCUGUGGUCUACGACGGAAGCGACUGUCCGUGAGAAGGCGAAAAAGAAGAGGAGGGGGGAGAGAGAGAGAGAGAGAGAGAGAGAGAGAGAGAGAGAGAGAGAGAGAGAGAGAGAGAGAGAGAGAGAGAGAGA